This is a messenger RNA of Malus domestica (apple), 1682 nucleotides long. Its product is annotated as protease Do-like 1, chloroplastic. Gene Ontology annotation, molecular function: serine-type endopeptidase activity; protein binding. The record is from RefSeq and is a predicted model, not a curated record. Lineage: Eukaryota; Viridiplantae; Streptophyta; Magnoliopsida; Rosales; Rosaceae. Gene Ontology annotation, biological process: proteolysis.
UACAAAUAACAAAUAGGAAUCGAAGUGGACGGUGCUUCUGGAGCAGCUGUCCAAGAGAAAAUAACCAGAUGGCUGCUUCUUCGCUGAUUUCCACACACUUCCACUCUUCCUCCCCAACUUUCUCACCACUUUCUCGCUCCCCAAACAGAAAGUUCCUUCCUUUCCCUCUCUCCAAACCCUUUUCCCUCCACAAACCCACAGCCUCAACCUCCCCCAUCCUCUCCCUCCACCGCAAAACCCAGAAGCGGUCUCUGAUCCCGCCGUACAAGUCCUACUGUCCCCCGUGCCUCCACAAGCUUCUGCUCGCCACCAAGAACCCCUUCUCCUCGGGUCUCGAAUCUCUGCUCAUUCUUUGCGCUUCGGCGGCUCUGUCGCUUUCCCUGUUCAUCGCCGAUGUGGAUCCCGCCUCCGCUUUCGUCGUCACUCCGCCGAGGAAGCUGCAGUCCGAUGAGCUCGCCACGGUUCAGCUCUUUCGGGAGAACACUCCCUCUGUUGUUUACAUCACCAAUCUUGCAGCCAGGCAGGAUGCGUUUACUUUGGACGUGUUUGAGGUGCCGCAGGGGUCUGGGUCAGGCUUCGUGUGGGAUAAAAAUGGCAACGUUGUCACCAAUUACCACGUGAUUCGCGGCGCUUCUGAUCUCAGGGUCACGCUUGGUGAUCAGUCAACUUUUAAUGCCAAGGUUGUUGGAUUUGACCAAGACAAGGAUGUUGCUGUUCUACAUGUUGAUGCGCCCAAGGAGAAACUAAGGCCUAUACCGAUUGGUCAAUCUGCAGACUUGCUGGUUGGUCAGAAAGUGUUUGCUAUCGGCAAUCCUUUUGGGCUUGAUCAUACUCUUACCACUGGCGUUAUCAGUGGGCUUCGUAGAGAAAUUAGUUCUGCUGCUACUGGCCGUCCAAUUCAAGAUGUUAUACAGACAGAUGCUGCCAUUAAUCCUGGGAAUAGUGGGGGGCCACUUCUAGAUAGUACAGGAAGCCUUAUCGGGAUAAACACAGCUAUAUAUUCUCCAAAUGGUGCAUCAUCUGGUGUUGGAUUUUCUAUUCCAGUUGACACAGUAAAUGGUAUUGUUGACCAAUUGGUCAAAUUUGGGAAGGUCACGAGACCUAUUUUAGGGAUUAAGUUUGCACCUGAUCAAUCUGUUGAACAGUUGGGGUUAAGUGGUGUGCUUCUCUUAGACGCACCAGCUAACGGUCCAGCUGGCAAAGCGGGACUGGUACCAACCAAGCGCGACGCCUAUGGUAGACUCAUAUUGGGUGACAUUAUAACAUCUGUGAAUGGAAAAAAGGUCAGCAAUGGCAGCGACUUGUAUAGAAUUCUCGAUCAGUGUAAAGUGGGCGACAAGGUGUUUGUGGAGGUGUUGCGCGGCGAUCAGAAGGAGAAAAUCCCUGUUGUGCUUGAAUCAAAGGCCGACGAGACAUGACCAGUUGAAUGGUUCAGCACGCGUAUUUAAAAUGCAGUACCUAUAGAUUGGGAACGAAUCGCCUUUGAUCUAAUGAGUUCUCAGUUAACCGAAAAAGGGAACAUCUCGCCAUUAUUUAUGUGUUGAUAGUUUUAGAAGGAAGGAUCUUGCUGUACAUAAACUAUUGUAAUUAACACGAUUAUCCGUCGAUAUUUUGUGGUUGAAUCUUCCAUGUUUAUGAUGCAGACUAUUUUUGUAUGUGUAUAUGGGUCGGUUUUAUUUAUC